Penicillium macrosclerotiorum is the source of this 669-nucleotide messenger RNA. RefSeq names its product fungal specific transcription factor domain-containing protein. The record is from RefSeq and is a predicted model, not a curated record. The coding region runs from base 1 to 669 and encodes 222 amino acids. The transcript is spliced from 3 exons. Lineage: Eukaryota; Fungi; Ascomycota; Eurotiomycetes; Eurotiales; Aspergillaceae.
AUGUCUGCGAAAGAUUCUGUCUUACCACCCUUAAUGCCUCCGCAAGAUGCAAACGCAAAGACUACAAUUACAAUCGAGCCAGGUAUUGGUAAUAUGGAAAAGGUCUUUAUGAGCAGCGUGGAGCUUCUUCAUAUACUCCACGAUAUUCAGGUUUUGAGAGCGAACGCUCUUCAACCUGGCGAGAAAGAUAUCCAGCAGAUAUUUUGUCUGCAGCAACGUAUGCUCCAGUUUCGUCGAAACUCACCACACUUGCGAUUCGAGGAGUCUUAUGAAGAGUAUACCCGACCAUACAUGAAUGUAAUUUUCUUCCUCCACUCCGUUUACAACUUGGCUAUGAUCUCUCUUCAUUCAUUUGUCAUUCCAUUCUUCUCGGCAAGGUCGAUCAAUGAUUGUCUGCCCUCUGAACUUCUUCAACAAUGCACAUACACCACAGUAUCUCAUGCCGAAAAAUUUGUCAUCAUGCUCAAUCAUUUCGUCUCCGCUGGCGGAAAGGUCGCAGAACUACCGCCUUAUGUGGGAUACUGCAGCUUUGUGACGACUUACGACAACACUGGGUUCCCCUUGAAAGACUGGUAUGUUCUCAAUAAGAUAAGUGGGUUCAAGAAAGCUAACUCCUCGGGUGGCAAAGUGGAAGAAAGUGUUACUCUGCUUGAAAGGUCACAUCUGUGA